UGAUUGAUUGAUUGAUAAACAAAGGAUGUGACUCUAAACUUAUGUUUCUGAGCCCCAGCUUUCCCACAAACCCCUCCCUCCUGUCCCAGCUUUUUCUUCUUUUUAUUAAAGUUUCACUUUCACUUGUCCUGAACUUGGUGUCGCAGAUGAUCUUGUCGGUGUGAAUAUCCAUGUGAAGGCAGACUGCAGACUGGGAAACACCAGUCCUUCUUAGUCCUUCUACUCACAACAUAUAAGAAUCUAACUGGAACACGUCCUCUUACUGAGGUCUGCACUACGAAGCAGGAUUUGAUCUUAUCAAGCCACAUGAUUGGUCAUGAACAUAGAAAGUGUGUGUGAGAUGAUGUGGAUGUGAAUUCAGCAGCAUGGAUCAGUGUGAGGACAGAGAGGAGGGAGUCCCUCCCUCUAAAACCACUCUGUGUGGGGAACAUGAGAGCCAGACCAAAGCUCAGAGGAACCAACCUGGACCUGAACCCAGCUGUGUGUCCUUAAAGAGUGACACGUCAAAGGAUCUUCGUAUUCAUUUUAAAGAAAGACAUUUAUCUGACACAGAGAUGUAUCAGAAAGCUGAACUCAGCUGUGUGUCCUUAAAAAGCAACAUGUCAAAGGAUUUGAAUAUUAAUUGUAAAGAAAAUUCUUCUGCUGCACAGAGGUUGGACCAGGUGACUGUAGAGAGACCCAGUGGUCAGUCUGCCCAACAACAUCAAACAAAACUGGACUCCAUACUUAUGCUCCUGGAAGCCAAGAUUGUAACGUUUGUGAAGAAUGAGCUGAAGAAGAUCCAGAAGGUUUUGAGUACAGAUUACCUAGGUUGUUUGGAGAGUCAGGAUGAGGAAGUGUUGGAGGGUGAGGAUGAGGUGUGUAAGAGGAGCAGCAGAGAGGCAUUUGUGAAGAUUGCAGUGGACUUCCUGAGGAGACUGGAGGAGAAGGAGCUAGCUGACUAUCUGCAGAACAAAUUUCUCAUUCAGCAUCCAUACCAGCAAAAACUUAAAUCUCAGCUGAAGAAGAAAUUCGAGUGUGUGUUUGAAGGAAUUGCUAAAGCAGGAAACCCAACCCUUCUGAAUGAGAUCUACACAGAGCUCUACAUCACAGAGGGAGGAACUGCAGAGGUCAAUGAAGAACAUGAGGUCAGACAGAUUGAAACAGCAUCCAGGAAAUCAAACAGACCAGAAAAAACAAUCAGACAAGAAGACAUCUUUAAAGCUUCACUUGAAAGAGAUGAACCAAUCAGAACAGUGCUGACAAAGGGAGUGGCUGGCAUUGGGAAAACAGUCUUAACACAAAAGUUCACUCUUGACUGGGCUGAAGGCAAAGUCAAUCAGGACAUCCAGCUCAUAUUUCCAUUUGCUUUCAGAGAGUUGAAUGUGCUGAAAGCGGAAAAUUUCAGCUUGGUGGAACUUGUUCAUCACUUCUUUACUGAAACCAAAGAAGGAGGGAUUUUAACCUUUGAAGACUUCCAGGUUGUUUUCAUCUUUGAUGGUCUGGAUGAGUGUCGACUUCCCCUGGAUUUCCACAAAACUAAAAUCCUAACUCAUCCUAGAAAGUCCACCUCAGUGGAUGUGCUGCUGACAAACCUCAUCAGGGGGAAACUGCUUCCCUCUGCCCACCUCUGGAUAACCACACGACCUGCAGCAGCCAAUCAGAUCCCUCCUGACUGUAUUGACAUGGUGACAGAGAUUAGAGGUUUCUCUGACAAACAGAAGGAGGAGUACUUCAGGAAGAGAUUCAAAGAUGAGGAGCAGGCCAGCAGGAUCAUCUCCCACAUCAAGACAUCACGAAGCCUCCACAUCAUGUGUCACAUCCCAGUCUUCUGCUGGAUCACUGCUACAGUUCUGGAGGAUGUGCUGAAAACUAGAGAGGGAGGAGACCUGCCCCAAACCCUGACUGAGAUGUACAUCCACUUCCUGGUGGUUCAGGCCAAAGUGAAGAAGGUCAAAUAUGAUGGAGGAGCUGAGACAGAUCCACACUGGAGUCCAGAGAGCAGGAAGAUGAUUGAGUGCCUCGGUAAACUGGCUUUUGAUCAGCUGAACAAAGACAACCUGAUCUUCUAUGAAUCAGACCUGACAGAGUGUGGCAUCGAUAUCACAGCAGCCUCAGUGUACUCAGGAGUGUUCACACAGAUCUUUAAAGAGGAGAGAGGACUGUACCAGGACAAGGUGUUCUGCUUUGUCCAUCUGAGUGUUCAGGAGUUUCUGGCUGCUCUUCAUGUCCAUCUGACUUUCAUUAACUCUGGAGUCAGCUUGCUUAAUGAGCAACAAAACACAUCACAUCAGUCUGAAAGAAGAAAAUCUGCAGAUGAAUACUUCUAUAAGAAUGCCGUGGACAAGGCCUUACAGAGUCCAAAUGGACACCUGGAUUUGUUCCUCCGCUUCCUCCUGGGUCUUUCUCUCCAGACAAGUCAGACUCUUCUACAAGGCCUGCAAACACAGACUGGAAGGAGUUCACAAACCCGACAGACUCUCCUACAAUCUUUACUGACACUGAUGAGAAGUAGCUCACAAAUUAAUCAGAAAACAGUCCAGUACAUCAAGAAGAAGCUUAGUGAGAAUCUUUCUGCAGAGAAAAGCAUCAACCUGUUCCACUGUCUGAAUGAAUUAAAUGAUGUUUCUCUGGUGGAGGAGGUCCAACAGUCCCUGAGUUCAGGAAGUCUUUCCACAGAUGAACUGUCUCCUGCUCAAUGGUCAGCUCUGGUCUUCCUCUUACUGUCAUCAGAAAAACAUCUGGAUGUGUUUGACCUGAAGAAAUAUUCGGCUUCAGAGGAGACCCUUCUGAGGCUUCUGCCAGUGGUCAAAGCCUCCUCAAAGCUCAGUAAACUCAGUCGCUGUAACCUGUCAGAAAGAUGCUAUGAAGCUCUUUCAUCUUCUCUCAGACUGGAAGACUGUGAACUGAGAGCUCUCAACUUGAGCUACAAUGACCUGAAAGAUUCAGGGGUGACACUGCUGUUUGCUGGCCUAGAGAAUCCAUGCUGUAAACUGGAAAUGCUGAGACUGAGUGGCUGUAACCUCUCCGAAACUAGCUGUGUAAGUUUCUCUUCAGUUCUCAGUUCACAAUCCAAUAGUCUGAGAGAGCUGGACGUGAGUAACAAUGACCUGAAGGACUCUGGAGUGAAAGUUUUGUCUUCUGGACUGGGAAGUCCACAUAGUAAACUGGAUACACUCAGGCUGUCAGGCUGCCUGAUCACAGAAGAAGGUUGCAGUUUUCUGAUCUCAGCUUUUGGCUCAACUCCUUCCAAUCUGAGAGAGCUGGACCUGAGCUACAAUAAUCCUGGAGAGGAAGGAAUGAAGCUGGUGAGGCAGCUGAGACCAAACACUGUCAGGGUGGAGCCUGCUGGAGUCCGAUGGUUGAGACCAGGUCUGAGGAAGUAUUCCUGUCAACUCACAAUCGACACAAACACAGUACACAGAAAUCUCAAACUGUCUGACAACAACGGGAAGGUGACAUGUGUGAAGGAGGAUCAGUCAUAUCCUGAUCAUCCAGACAGAUUUGAUUAUCCUCAGCUGCUGUGUAGAGAUGGUCUGACUGGUCGCUGCUACUGGGAGGUCGAGUGGAGAGGAAGAGUUUAUAUAUCAGUGAGUUACAGAACAAUCAGAAAGCAGGGGAAACAUACAGACUGUGUGUUUGGAAAGAAUAAUAAGUCCUGGAGUCUGUUCUGCUCUGGAGAUGAUGGUUACUGUGUUUGGCACAAUAACCAGAAGACAUCCAUUUCCUCCUCCUCCUCCUCUGUCUCUAACAGAGCAGCAGUGUAUGUGGACUGUCCUGCUGGCACUCUGUCCUUCUACAGAGUCUCCUCUGACACUCUGAUCCACCUCCACACCUUCAACACCACAUUCACUGAAGCUGCGUAUCCUGGAUUUACAGUCUCAUGUGGUUCCUCAGUGCGUCUGUGUGUAGUUUAGUUUAAAGAGUGUCUUGUUAGUGUCCUGUAACACUCUAAUUGUUGAACAGAUAGUUCAGUCUAUACAUGUCUGUUUUUUCACUCAGAAACACAGUUUUAGAUUCAUGGAUUCAAUCAGUUGAUGUUUUAAACUGUUUUUCUGUCAAAGCUUCACAUUGAAUAUCAGGCUACGUCCACACGUACCCGUGUAUUUUUGAAAACGCAAAUUUUUCUAUGCGUUUGCACCUUUCGUCCACACGUAAACGGCACUGAAAACUGAGUUUUUUAAAAGCUCCUGCCAGGGUGGAGAUUUUCGAAAAUUCAGUUUUUGUGUUUGCGUGUGGACGAGGAAAACGGAGAAAAUGCAACAGCAAAGGUGUGCGCCUUUUUUGACGUCACACUGUGCGUCACAUUGUUUUGGUGAAAUGUAUUUCUAUGAUGGCGGACUUAGACAAAAUACUGUUACUUUUAAUUUUACUCUCUGCAGUGUUUAAAUGCUUACAUGUACACACACAGUUACUGUGCCUCCACACAUAGGACUCAGUUCUGCUUCUAUGCACCAUCUUUGUUUACUC
Messenger RNA from Oreochromis niloticus (Nile tilapia), 4449 nucleotides. RefSeq names its product NLR family CARD domain-containing protein 3. The record is from RefSeq and is a predicted model, not a curated record. NCBI's taxonomy places the organism in Eukaryota, Metazoa, Chordata, Actinopteri, Cichliformes, Cichlidae. The coding region runs from base 366 to 3896 and encodes 1176 amino acids. Gene Ontology annotation, molecular function: protein binding. The transcript has 13 exons.